AUCGCUAAAGGAAGAUGCAAUUAAAAGGCGACAGGUUGUGACCAUAUCACCAUCAGACGGGAUGGAUUCACCACCUAGACAAGACUCUCCAGUACACUUUUCAAAAUAUUUUACGGAUGAAAACUUACAAAUGAUGACCGAAAUUAUUGAAAACAGUGACGAAGAAAAAAGUGCUCAUGAUAAUGAUGAUGACGACCCAGUGCUUUCACCACCUGAAGUAAACUCUUACGACCCCAUAUUAGCACCAGCACCAAUAAUGCUCCAAUCACCUAAUAUAAUGAGCAAUAUCAGUUCAGGUAUUGAAAAUGAUGUUUCUAUUGAGUCACCAAAUUUCUCGUCAAUUAUAGCUAAAGAAAUUGCCCAGUUGGAGUCUGGUAUAUCACCAGUUCCUACCACACCUCUUUCUUUGCCAGUAAAUUCACCCAUGCCAAUAGAGACCCAGUUAUCAUCACCAAGGCACAGACAGUAUGCAAGAAAACAAGAUAAAGGUCGAUUACGAUUAGUCCAUAAAGAUCAAUGGUUGGAUGUUAUGCGGAAGAAAAAUAAAAAUUUAGGAAAUGCUUACAAAAGUAGGGAUGGGAAGUCAAGAAAUAAGAGAGAGAUGGGGCCGAGUUGUGGAGAGAAAUGUAAGUUAAAAUGUUCACAAAAAAUUACGGAUAUUGAUAGAAACUUGCUUUUUGUAGCGUUUUGGUCUAUGGGAGAUAUAGUUCGCCAUUGGGAUUACAUCAAUAAGUACUGUGAAAAAAUUAAUAAACGUCGUGUUACUACUGAAACUGCAUCCAGAAGAGAAUUUACUCUGCGAUAUUAUUUACCUACAAAAACACAUAUGACCGAUUCAUUGGCUCCAAACAUACAGACUUUGAAAAUACAAGUUUGCAAAACCAUGUUUUUAAACACCUUUGGGAUCAAACAAGGUCUGGUAUACUCAGCAUUAAAGAAGCUUUCAUUGGAAGGUACUGUUGCCCAUGACAAAAGAGGCAUCCAUUUACACACCAAGAAAAUCACUGAAGAAAUUAUUGCAAGUGUUUGUGAUCAUGUGAACAGUUUUGCACCUGUGGAAUCACACUAUGUUCGUAAACGGAGUGACAAAGUUUACCUAGAUGGAUCUCUGACAUUUGCUAAGAUGUUUUUGUUGUAUAAGGAUUGGAAUGAUCCCAAAAACCAAAAUAAAGCACAAACAGCAAGGCAAUAUCGUGAUAUUAUCAAUAGCCAUAUUAAUUUGGGAUUCCAUAUUCCCAAAAAAGAUCAAUGCGAUGUUUGUCACGUAUACAAAAACUUACUACGUCCUGUAAGUGAAGAGCAGUUUCAAAUAUAUAAGACACACAUGAGGAACAAAACUAUUGCACGAGAGUUUAAAAUCAAAGAUAAAGAAUGUUCUUUAAAAUCUAAUGACGUCCUAACGGCGGUGUAUGAUUUUCAAAAAGUACAUGGAAUGCCCUAUGGUGAAACAAGUAUCCUUUAUUACAAGCGAAAAUUAACUGUAUUUAAUUUCACAGUAUACGAAAUGGGGAGUAGGGUUGCUAAAUGCUAUGUUUGGGACGAAAGCACGGCAAAUCGAGGAGCUAACGAGGUGAGCAGCUGUUUGUAUAAUUAUAUUAAGGAACAUCAUCAGAAGGGCAUAAAAAUAUUCAACUUUUGGUCUGACAAUUGCGGAGGACAAAACCGCAAUCGAAUCGUUUUUGCUGCUUAUUUGCGAGCUGCUAAGGUCUUUCAGGUCACUAUCACUCACAAAUAUUUUGAGAAAGGUCACACUCAAAAUGAGGGUGACAGUGUACAUGCCCUUAUUGAAAGAACUGCCAAGAAUAAAAUGGUAUACACCCCCGAUCAAUGGUAUGCCCUCAUAAGAUGGGCUAAACAAGAUGGACGCCCUUACUUAGUACAGGAAAUGACUACAUCAGAUUUUAUUGAUUUUAAAGCACUGCUUCCAGGAUGCAACUGGACUGUCAACACAAAUCGAGAACGAGUUUUCUGGUCUCAAUUAAGACAGUUGGAAAUACGGCCAGAAUCUACUGAUAGAAUACAUUAUAAAAUAGAUUUCUGUGAACAUGAGUUCAAGUGCAUUAUUGUAAAUAAUGUACUUGAGACUCCCAAAACCAGAUCGAGGAACCGCUUAAGGGAAGACACCAGUCAAAUUUCAGACCCACUAUUACGACCGUUGACUCAAGCAUACAAGGGAAAAUUGCCAAUACCCAAAGCUAAACUUCAGGAUUUAAAAUAUUUAUGUCAAAAUAAUAUAAUACCUUCUAUUUAUCAUGACUUUUACAUGAGUUUGAUAGAGGAUGAUAAUGAUAACGAACAUGACAAAGAUGAAGAAGAUGAAGAAGAAGAAUGA
Spodoptera litura is the source of this 2332-nucleotide messenger RNA. RefSeq lists its product as uncharacterized. NCBI's taxonomy places the organism in Eukaryota, Metazoa, Arthropoda, Insecta, Lepidoptera, Noctuidae. The record is from RefSeq and is a predicted model, not a curated record.